Aspergillus terreus NIH2624 is the source of this 639-nucleotide messenger RNA. RefSeq lists its product as uncharacterized. NCBI's taxonomy places the organism in Eukaryota, Fungi, Ascomycota, Eurotiomycetes, Eurotiales, Aspergillaceae. The transcript is spliced from 3 exons. Gene Ontology annotation, biological process: mRNA export from nucleus; positive regulation of DNA-templated transcription, elongation. Gene Ontology annotation, cellular component: THO complex part of transcription export complex. The coding region runs from base 1 to 639 and encodes 212 amino acids. Gene Ontology annotation, molecular function: mRNA binding. The record is from RefSeq and is a predicted model, not a curated record.
AUGGCCAUCCGUGAUAUCGUCGCCGAGCCCUCCCUACUCCCCGUCUUGAAGACCAGCGCCGAGACCCGCGAACAAUGCGAGAAACUCCUCUCGUUGUUAGAUCCGACCGCCGAGUCCACGACUUCUAACCCGGAAGAAGCCAUCCUCGCGGCAUCUAGAGAACAGAAACAACUUUUCGCCCUUCUGGCUCGUCUCCGUGGCCAGAAUCGGGAGGCGAUCUUCCGUGUCCGAGAGACGAAACAAUCCACCGCCGAAGCUCGCCAGGAAAUCGAUCGGCUCCACCUCCAGCUUCAGAACCUGUACUACGAGCAACGACAUCUCACAGGGGAGAUUGCGGCAUGCGAAUCAUACGAUCAUAAGUACCUGUCGCUUCCGUUGAUCCCCGUGGAGGAGUUCUUCGAGCUCUUCCCCGAACAUCGCGAGUCGAGUGAGCAUGAGCUAAUGAUCGCGCGCAUCAACCACGAACACGCAGAACGGGAGAAAUUGGAACAGGCCCGACAGGAAUUGCUGAAACGCAAACAGGCUCUCAUUGCGGAGAACAACAAGCGCAAGGAGGAUCUGGCCAAUCUGGACAAGGAUCUGGAGCGAUUUAUUGAUGCUGCGAAACCGAUCCAGAAGAUUUUCGAGAAAGAAUAUUAG